Messenger RNA from Homo sapiens (human), 6642 nucleotides. It is a transcript of the gene METTL14, whose product is annotated as methyltransferase 14, N6-adenosine-methyltransferase non-catalytic subunit. Gene Ontology annotation, biological process: spermatogenesis; mRNA destabilization; regulation of neuron differentiation. Bases 144 to 1514 code for a protein of 456 amino acids. Gene Ontology annotation, cellular component: nucleus; RNA N6-methyladenosine methyltransferase complex. Gene Ontology annotation, molecular function: S-adenosylmethionine-dependent methyltransferase activity; catalytic activity, acting on a nucleic acid. NCBI's taxonomy places the organism in Eukaryota, Metazoa, Chordata, Mammalia, Primates, Hominidae. The record is from RefSeq and is marked validated. The transcript has 11 exons.
AAGUCUCUACUGAGGAAAGCUAUGAGGAUACUCUGUUCGUAAGCUCCCGGUGAAUUUUGUUCCACAGACUCGGAAGAAAGGUUGGAUAAGAGUUCACUGGAGAUUGACAAGUACUCGGGAUAGUGAAAAGCCGGAGUUGGAACAUGGAUAGCCGCUUGCAGGAGAUCCGGGAGCGGCAGAAGUUACGGCGACAGCUCCUCGCGCAGCAGUUGGGAGCUGAAAGUGCCGACAGCAUUGGUGCCGUGUUAAAUAGCAAAGAUGAGCAGAGAGAAAUUGCUGAAACAAGAGAAACUUGCAGGGCUUCCUAUGAUACCUCUGCUCCAAAUGCAAAACGUAAGUAUCUGGAUGAAGGAGAGACAGAUGAAGACAAAAUGGAAGAAUAUAAGGAUGAACUAGAAAUGCAACAGGAUGAAGAAAAUUUGCCAUAUGAAGAAGAGAUUUACAAAGAUUCUAGUACUUUUCUUAAGGGAACACAGAGCUUAAAUCCCCAUAAUGAUUACUGCCAACAUUUUGUAGACACUGGACAUAGACCUCAGAAUUUCAUCAGGGAUGUAGGUUUAGCUGACAGAUUUGAAGAAUAUCCUAAACUGAGGGAGCUCAUCAGGCUAAAGGAUGAGUUAAUAGCUAAAUCUAACACUCCUCCCAUGUACUUACAAGCCGAUAUAGAAGCCUUUGACAUCAGAGAACUAACACCCAAAUUUGAUGUGAUUCUUCUGGAACCCCCUUUAGAAGAAUAUUACAGAGAAACUGGCAUCACUGCUAAUGAAAAAUGCUGGACUUGGGAUGAUAUUAUGAAGUUAGAAAUUGAUGAGAUUGCAGCACCUCGAUCAUUUAUUUUUCUCUGGUGUGGUUCUGGGGAGGGGUUGGACCUUGGAAGAGUGUGUUUACGAAAAUGGGGUUACAGAAGAUGUGAAGAUAUUUGUUGGAUUAAAACCAAUAAAAACAAUCCUGGGAAGACUAAGACUUUAGAUCCAAAGGCUGUCUUUCAGAGAACAAAGGAACACUGCCUCAUGGGGAUCAAAGGAACUGUGAAGCGUAGCACAGACGGGGACUUCAUUCAUGCUAAUGUUGACAUUGACUUAAUUAUCACAGAAGAACCUGAAAUUGGCAAUAUAGAAAAACCUGUAGAAAUUUUUCAUAUAAUUGAGCAUUUUUGUCUUGGUAGAAGACGCCUUCAUCUAUUUGGAAGAGAUAGUACAAUUCGACCAGGCUGGCUCACAGUUGGACCAACGCUUACAAAUAGCAACUACAAUGCAGAAACAUAUGCAUCCUAUUUCAGUGCUCCUAAUUCCUACUUGACUGGUUGUACAGAAGAAAUUGAGAGACUUCGACCAAAAUCGCCUCCUCCCAAAUCUAAAUCUGACCGAGGAGGUGGAGCUCCCAGAGGUGGAGGAAGAGGUGGAACUUCUGCUGGCCGUGGACGAGAAAGAAAUAGAUCUAACUUCCGAGGAGAAAGAGGUGGCUUUAGAGGGGGCCGUGGAGGAGCACACAGAGGUGGCUUUCCACCUCGAUAAUUGUUGAAGACAUUGAACCUAUUCAUCCUCCUCUAACCUUCUUUAUUGUAAUUAAAUUUCAAGUGGGAGACUUAACUUUAGAACUCACUUCCAGCUUGCACUUUGCUUUAAUUUCUCUGAGCUGCAAGAAUGUCUUAGCGAGCCUUGCUUGCAGUUGUCACACACACUGUCUGGUUUUUUUCAGGAUAAAUGAAUGAUUCUGCCUUUUGUUAUGUGCGUGAACAGAAUGGAACAACUCAAGUAGCUUCAUCUUCAGAGACUGAAUUUAUUCUGAUAGACUUCAGCUAAUUACAAAGGAUUUUGCUAAUUUUUGGGAAUAAAUAAUGGAAAAAGAUCCAGUCUGUGGUAUCAUGCUAGUGCUGACAGGGCCUUGAUAGAAUAGAGUUGGAAAAGAUGGUAAGCUUUUGUCAGGGUUUUAACAUUUUCUUGAUGAAACAAUAAAAAGAGGUAAGCUUUUUUCUUCUUUUUUUUUAAGUUUUAAAUAAACUCAGAUAUAAUUUGAAUACUGAAGAAAUUAAGAGACUUUGAACAAAAACUCUUCCCAAAUCUAAAUUUGAUAGGGGAGGUGGAGAUUCCAGGGGUGGGUGAAAGAAGAGAUAGAACUUAGCAGGCAGACUUAAAAAAAAAAAAAAAGUUUAUCAUCAUAAUCUCAAUUUUGUGGCUAUGACUCCUAAUCACGCUUCCUAAGAAGCAAAGGAGGACAAAUAUUCAUGUGCUAGAUAGCACUGUGGUGUGGACUUGAACUUGGAUUGACCUUAAAUUUUAUAUUCCUCAAAUAAAAGAGAGGCAGCGACAAGAUACCUCAUUAUCAGAUGCUUGGUUUAUACAUUUUGGGACUAAAAUACUUGGUGAUGAAAUGACAUACACCUUUAAACUUGUUAUGGAGAUAGUUUAAUGUAAAACCAACUACGGAAAACCCUCAACUUAAGGAUACAGCUUGGAAAUUGGAACUGCAAUUGCCUUUUAUUAAAACCAUAUGGUGUGAUGUUUGUUUUUAAAAUUAUAUAAGACUUUAUGCUGUCACUUCUCUUGCUGUACUGUAAUUCAUGUUUUAAAUGAAUUUGAUAAUGAAAUUAUACUAUUAUCAUUCUUGAUGAAUACUUUUCUUAUUUUUAUGAUUUUUCUAAUGAAACUUUAAACUUUUGAGAUUUGAGAGUCUGUUUUCUAUAAGUAGAAUUACUGUUGUUACAAAAUGAAAAAGGACUGACCUAAAAUCAGUCUCUUCUUUUGGUCUGUGAUGGAUUUUAAUGGCCGUUCUGUGCUCAUAUAUACCUAAGAUGAGAUUAUAUUACAUCCACCAAAGACUCAGUUUGAAGAUAAGGAAUGAGUGAUAGAAGAAAUAAGGCUGAGAUCCUUAAAAGCCUAAUUAAUUUAACUCGCUUAACCCAUUAGUACUAUCUAGUACAAGACCCCUUUUUUUUUGCUGAAAUUAUGGUAUAUUUUCAACUUCACUAAUUACAAAUUAUCUAGAUUUAGAACUCUAUAUGUCAGCAUUGACCUGGGAAUGAAGUCAGGAUAGAGAAAUUCCACUUGCCUGUGAUGGGUCCUUAGAAGUAUCAGCUAAGGAGUGACCCUGUCCUAUACACAGGGCUCUCUAUUACGUUCCAUACCCUGGGCCUACCCAAGGUGACAUUCCUGCUGUUUACAUGGCAUAGGCACCUGUGAGAUCAGUGUCACAAUUUCAUCUUAGAAAGAGGUAGGUAUGGCUGCUUUGUCGGUUGAAAGUUAAGGGGAGCCAUGAUCUACCAUAUUUAGGAAAAAGUUAUUUAAAAAAGAGCAGAUGGUGGAAAAAGAAUGUAAGACCCAGAAUUUAUCCCUUUGACAAUGAAUCUGGCCUUUUUAAUAGCAGGAUGGAAUUGAUUCACUAGUUUUUGCUAACUUUCACUUUCAGUAAAGGUUGAGGUGUUGUUUUUGCAAUGACUGUGUAUUCAUUGAGGAAAGGUUUCCAAUGAAAUUUCAUUACUCUGACCUCUUCUAAUUUUUGGUCUUCUUUAUAUUUACAUGUCUUACAUUCCACAAAAUUAUUUAGAAAUGCUGGGCAUGGUGGCUCAUGCCUGUAAUCCCAGCACUUUGUGAGGCCGAUGUGGGUGGAUCACUUGAGGUCAGGAGUUUGAGACCAGCCUGACCAAUAUGGAGAAAUCCCAUCUCUACUAAAAAUACAAAAUUAGCUGGGCGUGGUGGCAUGUGCACGCCUGUAAUCCCCGCUACUCGGGAGGCUGUGGCAGGAGAAUUGCCUGAACCCAGGAGGCGGAGGUUGCAGUGAGCCGAGAUUGUGCCACUGCACUCCAGCCUGGGCGACAGAGUGAGACUCUGUCUCAAAAAAAAAAAAAAAAAUUGUAUAGAAAUAAAUUUUUAGUUGCUUUAUGCACUAAUUCCUUACUGGGGAUAGAAGCUAAUUAUUGUGAAAUAACCUAGUUUAGAAGUUAGAAGAUCAGCAUGUCUGAGUUUUUACAGAAUUAUAAUUCAUGGUAUUCCAAACCAACUGUUGUUAUUUAUUUCCAGUGAGAACCAUUUUCCCACUGACCUUCCUCCUUUCAGAGGAUGGGGAUUAGGAGGCCCAAAGUACUGAUUGAGUAGGAAUACUUUUUUACUCUUCUUCACUGUGGAGAAAGAAGAGGGCAGGUAGUUGAUGAUGUCAGGAGAACAGAUUUUAUGGUGUGGAAUACCAUACCUAAACACAAAUGAAUCAGAUUAGACCACAGAAUUGUGAUGAUGGCAGUCAGAAUGUAAUACGGUCAUCAUGAAACAGCACAGUGUGAGAGGUCAAGGUGUCAACCUGGGAAGUGAGAAUCAAGCAGGAGUGUGGCAUGGCAACCAACUCACAGAUCCAGAGUUGAGAGGGAUCACUACUGCAGCAGUUCUGCUCUGUUACUCUGGUAAGUAGUAGAGCCACUUUAUGAGCCCUUAUUUCCUAUCUCCCUUAUUCUGAGGCCAGGUCAGUGAUAUGCUAUAGUUUCAUUUAAGUUAAUGGAGUAUAAAGAUGGGAUACUUGGGAGCUAUAUUGUGCAUCAGGGUGUCACAGCUGCUACUAGGAGUUACUCCUUUUCAUGUCUUUUAAAAUACUUUCUACCCAUCUUAAUUGCUAAAUUAUCUUUCAGUUAGUUACAGCGCUUAAUUUAAAACCUGUACUGUUUUCAUCCUGAAUUUAGAACAUAAGAUUUAGCCUUUGAAGUAUAGUUUCAGACUUUACUAAUUUGUUUAAUAUAAUCCUUAUUAACAUGACAAAAUGAAAGCCCUGUUGGGACUUAGUCUAAACAGUAGUCUUUGAUCUGAAAGUGUCUCAUAUUUUGUGAUCUAUUAGAAACAUAAACCUUUGCUUAUGCAGAAGGUCUUUCUUAGAACAAUCCUGUAAUCUUAGGGUUCAUGUGUGACUAGCAUUAUCCUCUCUUUGAUGUUGGGUAAUAGAGGCUGAACUUUUCUUGUGUAUAUAUAGUUAGUUUUGAGGCCAUAAAUCUAGGACUUCUCAAAAGAUUAGAACAUUUAUCCAGUAAACUGACUCCAUUGAAGACUUCAUUUCUGGAAAUACCACAUUGCUUCUGCUCUCAAUAACUCUAUCAUUUACUCGUAUAAAUAUUGCUAGCUGUAAUGCACAGAGAAAAACUACCUCAUUCAAUCUAGAUAAUUGGGACAUCCUUUUCCAGUAAACCCUUUUUCCACUACUGGAUAAAAUAUUAAAAUGAUCAGUUUGAGUGUAUGUUAGAGUUCAUGUUUCUGUAACUAAAGGUGCUAAUAAACUGAAAUCAGAUAAGGUAGGUUUUUCCAAAAAUACUUCUAAAUAAUUGACAACCUAGAAGUCAACAAUGUAAAAUGCAUAUGGGACUCUAUAUUAAUAGAGAAGCAGGCCAAGAACUUUUUAAUGGGAUAAUUGUCUUCUUUAGGCACAUUGUUUGCAUAUUAACGACAUGGAAAUAUUUUCACUCAUUUACUUUCAUCCAUCUAUCUGUGCUUUUUCUCACUUUGAUGAGUUCUCUCAACUCCUUUCUAAGAAAAGCAGAGCAGAGCAGCAUAGAGUGCGUUAGUAAAUGGCCACUGACUCUUGGUCUCAGGCCAUAGCAACUAUAGAGAGAAGAGUGGGGCUGGAGACCUCAUACCCUGGGUAAAGUGGACAUCACUUGUCAGCUCCAGCUAAUUGUCACCACAGAGAGAAGAGGGUAAGUCUGAGAUGUUCAUGUGCAUUUCCCUACAUUUUAGAGGUUGACAAAAUAGUUUGUGACUUUUGCUUACAUUUGCAUUCAUAGAACUAAAAAAAAUUUAACUUGGCUAACAAAAUACCACAUGCAUAUUUUCUUUUUUAUUUUUAUUUUUUGAGACAGAGUCUCUGUUACCCAGGCUGGGGGGCAGUGAUAAGAUCUUGGCUCACUGCAACCUCCGCCUCCAGGGUUGAAGCGAUUCUUCUGCCUCAGCCUCCUGAGUAGCUGGAAUUACAGGUGCCCACCACCACACCCAGCUAAUUUUAGUAUUCUUAGUAGAGACAGGAUUUCACCAUGUUGGCCAGGCUGGUCUCAAACUCCCGACCUCAACUGAUCCACCCACCCUGGCCUCCCAAAGUGUCAGGAUUACAGGCGUGAGCCUCUGCAACUGGCCAACAUGCAUAUUUAAAUUAUGCAUGCAUUGUAGCUGUAUACUGUGUGACCACAUUUACUUAAAAAAGAGGAAAAAAGGUUACUUGCUUGAGACAGGAAACUAUCACCUUUGAAAGCAUAUUAAGUAGUUGGCUUACUUUGGAACACACAGUAGACUGAAAAUGUGAACUAAUACUUUAAAAUUGCCGUAUAAUGAUGUCAUUGCAAGCCAUUCAUCUAUCCAAUGGGGGAAAAUGUGGAGGUCUAGGCUUGUGUUGUCACAAAAUACACCUUUUAGAUAAUCCUUACCUGUACAGAUUUUUAUAACUGUUGUUAUCAUAAGAGAAUGGCUACAUCAUUAUCCUGCCUUUUCUGGGUGUUUAUUUUGUUGUUUUUGAAAGUGGACAAAACCUCAAAGCACAAUUUUGUUCUGAUAUAUCCAGUUUAGUAGUUUAUGCUGGUUAAAUGAUCAAAGUAAUUGCUUAAAUGUCUUGUGGAAUUAGCUGUCACUUUAUAGUUUAUGUAUUGUGGUGGGUACCUUAAUAAUAAAAAGAUUUUUAAUGUAA